AGAGCCGGGAGGGGCGGAGUCCUGGAGGUCACGUGGGUUUGUGGCCUCAGCCCUAUCCACUUUUUAAGCGGCGGCGAUCCUGUGAGCUAAGCUAGCAUUUGCUUGGGUUACGCUAACGGUUCGCAGCCAUGAGCUUUGGGGUCAAGGGCAAAAGCUUCCUGGCAGCAGGCUGUCUACAGCACCAAGUGGCCGUCGUCACUGGCGGAGGCACAGGCAUAGGAAAGGCCAUCACCAGUGAGCUCCUGCAUCUGGGGUGUAAUGUGGUCAUUGCAUCCCGGAAGUUUGAUAGAUUAAAAUCCACUGCGGAUGAACUGAUGGCCAGUCUGCCUUCUGCCAGCAAGGCUCAAGUCACUCCGAUAAAAUGCAAUAUCCGUAAUGAAGAGGAAGUGAAUAGUUUGGUUAAAUCCACCUUAGAUGUUUAUGGUAAGAUCAAUUUCUUGGUCAACAAUGGAGGAGGCCAGUUCAUAUCUUCUGCUGAAGACAUCAGUUCAAAGGGAUGGCAGGCUGUGAUUGAAACCAACCUGACAGGCACCUUCUACAUGUGCAAAGCAGUUUAUAAGGCCUGGAUGAAAAAUCAUGGAGGAUCUAUUGUCAAUAUCAUUCUUACUACUAAAAAUGGAAAUCCGCAUAUGGCGCAUAGCGGAGCUGCCAGAGAAGGUGUUUGCAACCUCACCAAAUCCUUAGCUCUGGAAUGGGCCAACAGUGGAAUAAGGAUCAAUUGUGUUGCCCCUGGAAGUGUUUAUUCUCAGACUGCUUCUGACAACUAUGGUCCUGCAGGACAAGUCUUAUUUGAAGGGUUUUAUGAGAAAAUCCCGGCUAAGAGACUUGGAGUUCCUGAGGAGAUCUCCCCCUUGGUGUGCUUCCUGCUAUCUCCGGCAGCUUCGUUUAUCACUGGACAGGUGGUGGAUGUGGAUGGAGGCCAAUCUCUGAAUCUGCAAGGCUUUGAGAUAGCAGAUCAUGACAACUGGCCUGAAGGAGCGGGGGACCUUUCAGUUGUCAAAAGGAUGAAGGAGUCUUACAAGAAGAGAGCCAAGCUCUAAGCUAAGGAAACAUGGAAGUGUCCUUUGUCCCCAAGUGCCUUAACAUCUUGAGCAUGUACUUCUGUACUUUAUGGGAACUUAAUUUGCUUUUUUAAUAUUAUCAAUUACAACUAUGCAAAAACUCUUGCUAAAAUAAAUGCAUUUUCUUUUGGCCACGCCUGUGGCAUGUGGACGUUCCCCAGGCCAGGGAACAAAACUGUGCCACAGCAGUGACCCGAGCCACUAUAGUGACAAUGCUGGGAUCCUUAACCCACCUUGCCACAAGAGGAUCAAUAAAUGCAUUUUUAAGUCCCAACCAAUGCCCUUCAACUUGUGAUCAGAAACAUUUUUGAUGAAUGGGAGUUCCUGACGUAGUUCAGUGGUUGAUGAACCCGACUAAUAUCCAUGAGGAUGUGGGUUCAAUCUCUGGUUCUGCUCAGUGGGUUAAGAAUCCAGCAUUGCCAUGAACUGUGGUGUAAGUUGCAGAUGUGGCUCGUAUCUGGCGUUGCUGUGGCUGUAGGUCAGCAGCUACAGCUCUUGUUCGAUCCCUAGCCUGGGAACCUCCACAUGAUGUGGGUGCGGCCCCACCAAAAAAAAAUUUUAGCAAUAGAAAUCAACAUGCGUUGUGCUUUUUUUAAUUCUAAGAAAGGUAUUUGAAAAGUGAAAUAAUUUCAAAUUAAUGACAGAGGUACCAUCAUCUCCCAAAAGAUUUGAAUAUUUAAUUAUAAAGGUAGGCAAUAAAUCUAUUGUGGCAUCAUUUGAUUUUUACAGCAGAAAUAUACCAUGACUCACUGGUGGCACUUUUGGAUUAAUAAAACUGUAUGUGAUAAUUGAGGUAUGAUUUGUUCACGAAGUCAAAUCUGUGUAAGUCCUCUUAACUGAAAAGAAAAAUAAAGUCCUAAGGAGUACUUUUUGCAGUGCUUGA
Sus scrofa (pig) is the source of this 1944-nucleotide messenger RNA. RefSeq names its product peroxisomal trans-2-enoyl-CoA reductase (gene PECR). The record is from RefSeq and is a predicted model, not a curated record. Gene Ontology annotation, molecular function: trans-2-enoyl-CoA reductase (NADPH) activity. Gene Ontology annotation, cellular component: peroxisome. Lineage: Eukaryota; Metazoa; Chordata; Mammalia; Artiodactyla; Suidae. Gene Ontology annotation, biological process: phytol metabolic process.